Molecule: messenger RNA, 2410 nt
Organism: Hemicordylus capensis (graceful crag lizard)
Lineage: Eukaryota; Metazoa; Chordata; Lepidosauria; Squamata; Cordylidae
Product: zinc finger and SCAN domain-containing protein 30-like
Exons: 4
Coding region: 386-2134 (582 amino acids)
Biological process (GO): regulation of transcription by RNA polymerase II
Molecular function (GO): DNA-binding transcription factor activity, RNA polymerase II-specific; RNA polymerase II cis-regulatory region sequence-specific DNA binding
Source: RefSeq, a predicted model, not a curated record
GCAGGUGGUGGGGCUGGGGGGCCGUGGUGGCAGUUGAACCUGGGCUGCCGCUGGCCUCCCUCUGUCACUGCUCUAGUGAGCCCACAGGCAAAAGGGAAAAAUAUUCUUUUGACAGCAAAGUCACCAGCCUCUAACCGCAGACCCUCACAAUGUGAAGCAGCCCUGAAGGAACCCCAGCAUUUAAUCUUUGGCACUGUCUUUUUGUGCCAAUAUAAUUCUGGGCUCGGAGCUAGCAGCUGAAUGCUUUCACAGCGUUCUAGAAAGUGAUGGAGGGACCAAACUAAGGUAGUAUCAGACCCUGCAAGUUCAGCGGGGAGAAUCCUCAGCCCUGGGUCGCCGGUCCCAGGCUGUGCCCAGAGCAAGAGGUGUGAAGCCUGAGAAGGAAAUGGAGAGGGGAGAGGCAGCAGGAGCCAAGCCAGGGUCAGGAUCGGAGGGACCAGGAGAAGAAGCCCUCCAUAUUGUCCAAGUGGAGACAGUCAGGCAGUUUCCAAAAUGGCUGCCACCAAAAUAUGUUAAGCAGGAACCCGAGGAGGGGCUGUUGUCACAGAGCUGGGAGACCCAGUGGCAAGACUUCCUGAAAGCAGUCCAGUCGGCCCCAUCGGGGAUGGGGAGCGCACAGGUGCCAGGGCCAGUUCCUUGGGAAGAUGCCAAGACGUCACUGGUCUCCGCUGAAGAGCCUGCAGAUACCAGCCAGCAGGCUACAGAAGAGCAGGCCCAACUCCUAGAAAGCCCUCAGGAUCCAGCUGAGCAGACAUAUGACCCGUUGGACUCCAGAGAUGAAAGGGAUUCUGGGAAAGCGAAGGAAGAGAGCGAACGUUCCCUCAGCACCGAAAAAGAGCGGCAGCGGUUCAGGCGAUUUUGCUACAAGGAGGCCGAGGGGCCUCGGGAGGCUUAUAGCCAGCUCCGCAAGCUUUGUCAUCAGUGGCUGAAGCCAGAGAAGCAGACGAAGGAGCAGAUCUUGGAGGUGUUGAUCUUGGAGCAGUUCCUGACCAUCCUGCCCCAGGAAAUGCAGAAGCGGGUCAAGGAAAGUGGUCCAGAAACCUGCACUCAGGCAGUGGCCCUGGCGGAGGAAUUCCUGCUGAGUCAGCAAGCGGCAAAGAGGCAGAGGAAGGAGGUGCUGGGAUUGAUCAAAGAAGGAUCUGUGAAUUUCCUGGAGGCUGAGCAAACGUCAUCGGAACUUGCUCAGAGGUGGCUCAUCCGAGAAGUGAAAAGACAGAGUGGGAAGGAUGCUGAUGUACCAGGUGGUGAUGGAUGGGUGAGUGACCGUGAUGGGGAGCCCCGAGGGACGUUGUUGAAAAGAACCCAUCAUCUAGAGCUGGGAGAGAGUUUUGUUGAUCAAGGUGAAUCAAAGCAAGAGGAGGGGAGGGAAGAAUGGAGGGGGAGCACCAUUGCUGGGCAAGGUGACUCAGUCUGCGAGAAAACCCUCCAACGAAAGAUACACAAAGGAAAGGGAAGGAGUUUGUGCACUUUGUGUGGGAAAAGCUUCAGCACUAAAUCGAGUUUUAAUAGACACCAGAGAAUCCACACUGGUGAGAAACCAUACAAAUGUCCAGACUGUAGCGAAAGCUUUCUUGCGAGAUCGAAUCUCAUUAGGCAUCAGAGAAUCCACACGGGAGAGAAACCAUACAAGUGUUCCGACUGCGGAAAGAGGUUCAGUCGGAGCGCGAACCUCAUCACACAUCGGAGGAGCCAUACAGGGGAGAAGCCUUAUAAAUGCUCAGGCUGUGGGAAGAUGUUCAAUCAAAGCGCGCACCUCAUGAGACACCAGCGAACCCACGUGAGAGACAAGCCAUACGAAUGUAUGGACUAUGGGAAGGGAUUUGCUCAGGGUGCAGCUCUCACUGGGCAUCAGAGAAUCCACACGGGAGAGAAACCAUACGGAUGUUCAGACUGCAGCAUGAAAUUUCGUGACAAAUCAUGCCUUAAUAGACAUCAGAGACGUCAUACAGUAGAAAAACCAUACAAAUGCACAGACUGUUGGAAAGGAUUCAGUCGGCGUUCAGUGUUAAUCAGGCAUCAGAAAACCCAUAUGGGGGAGAACUCCUAUAAAUGCUUAGACUGUGACAAAAAUUUUCUUGGCAUAUCGGACUUUGUUGCACACCAGAAUACCCACACAGGAGAAGAAACUGUAUAAUGGCUCAGAGAUGUGGGGAAGAGGUUGUGUCAGAGUAGUGCACCUUACUAGAAUAUCAGGGAAUUCACCCAGGACAGGAGCCAUGUUCACACAGUGGUCUGUGUAUGAACAUCCACAUGUUCAGGAACCUCCAGGUGCCUGUAGCAGCUAUAUGUCCUGCAGCUACUACAGGCACCCAUGGAGAAUCCUGUAGGGAUGGGCCCGGACUGGUCCGGAGGCCAUUGUAAAGGCCUACGGGCCAGACCGGACCGGUCCGGACCUGGGUGGUUCGGUUCG